GUUAAAAACCAAAUGCCCGUUCACUCUUGUUUCGGGCAAUCGAAGUGAUUUCUUACAUUAGGGUUUGAGCAACGGCGAUUUGCUCGUGCGUUUUACAUGGCGGAUCGAAUCAGCAAUUCGGCGCCGGCGGUGAAGCCGAUAUGGGCGAAACAAGCCGAGGAGGCCAAGUUGAAGAGCGAAGCGGAGAAGACGGCCGCCGCAAAGGCUGCCUUCGAGGCUACCUUCAAGAACGUCGACUCCUCAACCAUAACUGCUCCUGCAGCUUCGGACAGCGACUACGAGGACGAGGAGGACGAGGAGAGGCUUGCCAGGAAGCCGAUCGGACCUUUGGAUCCCAACAAGUGCACGGCGGCUGGCCCUGGCAUUGGUGGAGGGGCAGCCUGCUCGCCCUCCACUUUUACGGUGGUUACUAAGGAUGCCGACGGCCGAAAAUUGCCUCAUGGUGGGGCGCUUGUUAAGGUUAAGGUUGCUCCUGGAGUAGGAGUUGGCUGCUCCGAACAGGAAGGGAUUGUUAAAGAUAUGAAUGAUGGGAGCUAUAGUGUUACCUAUGUGGUUCCCAGCAAAGGAAAUUACAUGGUUAACGUGGAGUGCAAUGGCAAGCCAAUCAUGGGUAGUCCUUUUCCCGUUUUCUUCAGCGCGGGUAUAACUACUGGAGGGCUAUUGGGUGUUGCCCCACCAACAACAUAUUCAAAUAUGGUUAAUCAAACAAUGCCAAAUAUGCCAAAUUAUUCUGGUUCUGUCUCCGGGGCAGUCCCUGGGUUGCUUGGGAUGAUUCCUGGUAUAACUCAAGGAGCAUUGGGAGGGGUCAUUUUACCCGGAGUUGGCUUUUCUCUUGGGGAAGUUUGUCGUGAAUAUCUUUACGGGCAAUGUGUGAAAACUGAUUGUAAGUUCAAGCAUCCCCCUCACAAUCUUCUAAUGACAGCCUUAGCUGCCACUACCAGUAUGGGAACACUUAGCCAUGUUCCUAUGGCACCUUCUGCUGCUGCAAUGGCUGCUGCUCAGGCAAUUGUUGCUGCACAAGCACUUCAAGCUCAUGCUGCCCAGGCACAAGCUCAAUCGAACUCUACAAAUGACACUUCAGGAUCUGAUGAGAAAGAGAGAAAUGCCAAUAUUCUUAAGAAAACUGUGCAAGCUAGCAACCUCAGUCCACUUCUAACAGUGGAUCAGUUGAAGCAACUCUUUGGGUUUUCAGGAAUAAUUGUUGAAUGUAGCAUUACUGAGUCAAAGCACUUAGCUUACAUAGAAUACUCAAAGCCAGAGGAAGCAACUGCUGCUUUAGCAUUGAACAAUAUGGAAGUUGGUGGUCGGCCUUUGAAUGUUGAAAUGGCUAAACAACUCCCUCCAAAACCAGCCUAUUUAAAUUCCUCUACCACAUCAUCUUCUUUGCCCUUAAUGAUGCAGCAAGCUGUUGCCAUGCAACAGAUGCAAUUUCAGCAAGCUCUGCUAGUGCAACAAGCAUAUACUGCUCAACAGGCUGCUAGCCGAGCUGCAAGCAUGAAGAGUGCUACUGAUCUUGCAGCUGCCAGAGCUGCAGAAAUAAGUAAACAACUAAAAGCUGAUGGAUUUGUCACUGAAAGCAAGGAAACAAAUGAAAAAUCCAAGUCACCACCUAAUCCUCGAGGAAGGUCAAAGUCCAGGUCCAGGUCAAGAUCCAAAUCCAACUCUCCCAUCAGUUAUAGACGAAGGCCAAGGUCACGUUCCUUUUCCCCUCCACGAAGAUGGUUAAGAGGGUAUAGAUCCAGAUCACCAAUAAGAUCCCACCAUUAUUCAAGAUAUGAGGAUGAGCGUCGAUCAUAUAGGGAUAGUAGGCAUGCCAGUGACAGAAGUAGAAGGUGGAACUCUGGUAGAUUAUAUGACCGCGGGUCUCCUGUUUCAAGGAGAAAUAGAAGUAGGAGUGCAAGCCCUCGAGCUAGAAGGACAUAUAUAGAUGAUUCAGACUCGCCCAAACGCCAUCAUAAGAGUCCAAGACAUAAGACACGCUCUUCUCGUGCUGUGUCUACUUCUCCAGAACAUCGAAGGAAUAAGUCAUCCCUGAAGAAUGGUGAAAGUAAAUCAAGACAUAGACAAUUAUCAAGGUCAAAUUCUGUGGAACAUUCACCCAGCGAUAAAGUUGAUGAUGAAAAACAUGGAAAAUCAAAGGACAGGAAGAGGAGACACUCAAGGUCAGUCUCACCACAGGUUGAGCUGGAUAGGAAAAAGAGUGCGUCCUCUAAAAUCCUUGAUGCAAGCAAAUCAAAGGAAAAGAGAGAAUCGAGGUCCAGAUCACCAGAGGCAAAUCAUCGUUCUAAUAGAAACAGAGAGGAUAAAGCUAGAACUAUUGAUGAUAUAAGGUACUCCAGGUCGAGGUCUAGAUCCCCUGAAAGAAAACAUUAUACAAGUGAAAAAUUAGACAGAAACAAAGAUAAAUCUAAGCAUCGCUCUAGAAAGCAUUCCAGAUCAAGGUCUAAAUCUCCCACUGAGAAACACCACUCAAGUAGUAAAUAUGACAAGAGUAGGGAAGAGAAGUCUAGUCGUCAUCUGAGAAGGCGGUCUAGAUCUAAGUCUGCUGAAGUUAAGCGAGAAAGAAGUAGAAGGAAGUCUCCAAGGCAUUCAGAUCAACACAAAUCAAGGCAUCAAAAGCGCUCUAGAUCUAGAUCUCUAGAAAGUAAACAUGAACAUGAGCAUGAUGAUUUGGAUAUGGGUAAUCAUGAACUCACAAACCAUGUUAACGAAAAGCCUAUGAAGUUGAUCUUGGAAGAUGAGCUGCCUAGUUCUGAUUCAAUGGAGCUGGAUAUUGAUAAUGUUCAUCGUGGGGAUCAGAAUGAGAGUGAGAAACCAGAGAGCAGUGUCUUUAAAGGAGUUGAUUUAACCAUCAGGGAACAAGAUCAUACUGAUAAACAAUCUAGUGUUGAUGCAUAGAUGCAUGCGAUUGAGAGUUUAUCCUGUUCGACAUUAAUUCAAGGCUUUAUGAUUCAUUUCGAUAGGGAGGGCCAUCUUAAGCGUUACAAGACAGAAAAUCAAGUUGAAGCUUAGGAUUGAGGAACCAGAUGCCAAUAUGUUCAAUGGGAGGACUCUCUUACGUGGCGUAGUGGUCAUUUUUGAUUACUCGCUGUUCGUGUGACAAAUUCGAUGUGUUUGCUUUCUGUUGCAGGUGGUGGAAGCAAUUGGAGUCUGGUGAGGCAAUGCUUGUUGGAAUGUUCACUCAUUGUCUUUGAAUGAUAUGUGAUCAACUGUGCAAUGUGUUUUAGCAAUCUACUUUGUGAGCAUGCAGUUUUGCAGCUUGCUCUAUGGUGGGAAAUUACCUCUGUCAUGAGGUUCAUGCUGCUUUCUGUGGGCGCUUGUCAAAUGAGUCAAACAGUUUAUCUCAUUGUUUAUGAAGGUAUGCAUUUGCUGAAGUGGGCUGUUCUUGGCUUUUGGUAAAAGCUAUUUUCCAAUGGAACCAUGAGCUGAAAGUUUUAUUAUAGGAACUUUCUUGUGAAUUUCAAGGUUAUGUUAAUUUUAAGCUCUCCUAAUGUUAUCCUUUUGGGGGGUGGGGUGGAUUUUUGGUACCCUUUCUUUUUUCUUUCUUUUUUUUCUUCUCUCUCCUUUUCUACAAGUGCUCGGUUAGGUAGUCAAUGCAACCAGGUAUUGCUGAGAUGGAUAGCAUCACUGUGCUCCUUGAAUCCAAGUAUGUCAAGAUUUGCUAGGGUUAUGUUCUUUAAUUUACAGAGAAUAUGAAAUGCUAUUUUCUAACAGGUAAUUCAUUCUCUUCAAAGAAUUAAAUUUACUCAUUAAUCUGUAUUGGCGCAAAAAAAGAUUGCACAGCGUAUUAGUUUGCCAGAUUUUGGAGUAUCUUG
Molecule: messenger RNA, 3815 nt
Organism: Cuscuta campestris
Lineage: Eukaryota; Viridiplantae; Streptophyta; Magnoliopsida; Solanales; Convolvulaceae
Source: the annotation of a GenBank genome assembly